CUUUGUUUUGUUUUGGUUUGCUAAGGUUUGGUUUGGUUUCGUUCGCAUUAGACGCGAGCACGUGGUGCUACCGGCGACAAAGACGUAAAUAUACUUGCAAUUGUUAAAAGAAUAAUUUUCGUUUUGGUUUUGUUUUUUUUAGUUUUGUUUUUCGUUCGCAUAUUUCUUUUUUUGCGCGCGUAGUUCGUUUUUUUUUUGGUUUCGGUUUUGUUUUGCGCUUUUCAUAUUUUUCUCCUAUUUUUUUUCGGCCUAUUGUAAUUGUUGCGAAGCGGCAUACCUAUAUACACAUUAUUCGCGCUUCGUAUUGAUUUUCGAAAUUUCUCACUCGCACCUAUACAUAUAGGUACGAAAGGAUUUUUGUAAUUAUUUUCCGCAACAAAGUACACAUCACUCGCUGCAGUUCGGUUUGUUUUGUUUCGUUUUGUUUGCGCGAGUUUGUCGAGACUUGAACAAAAGUCGCGUCAACGUUUACGCUACUGUGCUGUAUAGUUUACGAGACGGCAGUUAAUAGACAUUCGCCGUCAUCGUAACGGUAUAUUCUUUUAAUUAGGCAAGUUGUCCGUUCGGUGCACUUUUGUCGAAUCGCAUACUCUACUGUGAAAACGCUCACAACACAUUGUGCUACCAACCAUCAUCUAUCCAACCAACCAACCAAAAGCAAACAAUCAGUCCCCGAUCAAAGUUGCCAUCGGAAGCCGUAUUCGUGGUACGUUGCUGUCGCGUGCUGAUUAAGAACACGGAGGUCGCCCAAUAGACCAUUAUCCAAGUCAGAGGUCACUAACGACUCCCAUUUGACACUCACAUCGCGCUGGAGUUCGGCGCUUUCGGAAUCUAUAGCUACUCUUUCAGAUCCAAUAGCCGAGUAAUCGAUUGCAAAAUGGCGGUGGCUGCUGCGCAAAAAAGUCGCGAAAUGUUCGCCAUGAACAAAUCGUACAGUAUCGAGAACGGAUACCCAGCUCGAAGAAGAUCCUUGGUCGAUGAUGCCCGAUUUGAAAGUCAGGUCGUCAAGCAAACCAAACAGAGUAAAUUGGAGGAAGCUAGACAACGUGCUAAUGUAAUACUCGUAGAAGAAGCGAAUAUUUCAGAGCGAAAAAAUCUGAUUCCAAAACCAUUCGACGCCGUUCACGUGAACAACGAAAUACAAAAUGCUUUGCAACGUUUACAAGAAAAAAUUACCGAAAUAACCGCUUCGAAUGAAAACGAAGGUACCGACGAUUGCAACGAAAAGAAAGAUGCCGGCCUGACCGAAGAAGAGGUGUUGAUCGAGAACUCGGUGACUCCGGAAACCAUCGAAACUAUCCAACGCACUACGUUAUUAUUGCGCAUGAAAGAUGGCAUCGCUUCACUCGCCAACAUACUCAAGAUAGUCGAAAAUGGAAGAGGCGUUAUCGCGCAUUUAGAGUCACGUCCGUCUAAGCAACCCGGAGCUCAAUUCGACGUGCUGGCCAAAAUUGAUAUAUCACGAAAAGAUCUUCUCAUAUUGAUGAGAAGCCUCAGACAGAGCUCCAUUCUGGCCGAAGUCACCAUUUUAACUGACAAUAAAAUCAACGUGAAAGAUCCGUGGUUUCCGAGACACGCCAAAGAUUUAGAUAAUUGCAAUCAUUUGAUGACGAAAUACGAACCGGAGUUGGAUAUGAAUCAUCCUGGAUUUUCGGACAAGCUUUACAGAGCUCGUCGUAAGGAAAUCGCCAACAUAGCCUUCAAUUAUAAAUACGGCGAACCUAUUCCGCGUAUACAGUACACCAAAGAAGAAGAGGCUACGUGGACAGCUGUAUUCAACACGGUGCUGGAUUUGAUGCCGAAACAUUUCUGUAUCGAAUAUCAACGCGUGUUUUCGCUUUUGCAAAAAGAAAGCAUUUUCAGACCGGAUAAAAUUCCCCAGUUGGAAGAAAUGUCCGACUUUUUGAAAAGGCACACCGGGUUCACACUUCGACCGGCGGCAGGCUUACUUACAGCCAGAGAUUUUCUGGCCAGUUUGGCAUUUAGAGUAUUCCAAAGUACGCAAUAUGUGCGUCAUCAAACUACACCAUUCCACACACCCGAACCCGAUUGUAUUCACGAAUUACUUGGACACAUGCCGUUGUUAGCCGAUCCUAGUUUUGCUCAGUUUUCACAAGAAAUUGGUCUCGCUUCGUUGGGAGCUUCUGACGCCGAAAUUGAAAAAUUGUCGACGGUAUACUGGUUUACAGUUGAAUUUGGACUGUGCAAAGAAAAGGGUGAAAUCAAAGCCUACGGAGCUGGUCUAUUAUCGGCAUACGGCGAGCUAUUGCACGCCAUUUCCGAGAAACCAGAACGUAGACCUUUUGAUCCGAAUGUGACAGCCGUGCAACCAUACCAAGAUCAAGAAUAUCAGCCCAUUUACUACGUUGCCGAAAGCUUCGAAGAUGCCAAAGAAAAAUUCAGACGCUGGGUAUCCAACAUGUCGCGUCCUUUCGAAGUUCGAUAUAAUCCGCACACGCAGCGAGUCGAAGUACUCGAUUCGGUUGAAAAAUUAGAUAACCUAAUGAAUCAACUGAAUUUAGAAAUAUUACAUCUGAAUACGGCUUUCAAUAAAUUAAAAUCUCAAUAUUUUUAACAAUCUUUACCUAUUAAGUUUAAUUAUGUACCUAUUUUAUGAAGCUUAAUUAAUGUACGACCGGUCCUCUCAUUAUUAAAGCUUACAAGUUC
Messenger RNA from Planococcus citri (citrus mealybug), 2667 nucleotides. It is a transcript of the gene ple, whose product is annotated as tyrosine hydroxylase ple. The record is from RefSeq and is a predicted model, not a curated record. The transcript is spliced from 12 exons. Gene Ontology annotation, cellular component: perikaryon; cytoplasm; axon. Gene Ontology annotation, biological process: dopamine biosynthetic process from tyrosine. Gene Ontology annotation, molecular function: tyrosine 3-monooxygenase activity; iron ion binding. Bases 878 to 2575 code for a protein of 565 amino acids. Lineage: Eukaryota; Metazoa; Arthropoda; Insecta; Hemiptera; Pseudococcidae.